Molecule: messenger RNA, 4097 nt
Organism: Pteropus alecto (black flying fox)
Lineage: Eukaryota; Metazoa; Chordata; Mammalia; Chiroptera; Pteropodidae
Gene: CCAR1
Product: cell division cycle and apoptosis regulator 1
Exons: 26
Coding region: 249-3758 (1169 amino acids)
Biological process (GO): regulation of DNA-templated transcription
Cellular component (GO): nucleus
Source: RefSeq, a predicted model, not a curated record
GGGAAGUUGGCGCAUGCGCUUAAUGCUGACGGGUUUGAAAUGGCUUCGGUGUUAGCUGUGACCCGAUUCAGGUGAAGAUCUGGUCUUCGCAGUUGCGGCGGCGGCGGCCGCGGAGUCGGAGUUCUUAACGUUCUAUCGGAUCCGCAGAAGGGCCAGGAGUGGCCGUUUUGGUAGCACGGCGUCCGCAGGCUGGCGACGAUCGCUGCUGUAGAAGACAGACAAACGAAGGUUUUUUUCCCCUUUUCAUCAUGGCUCAGUUUGGAGGACAGAAGAAUCCGCCAUGGGCUACUCAGUUUACAGCCACUGCGGUAUCUCAGCCAGCUGCAUUGGGUGUUCAGCAGCCAUCACUCCUUGGAGCAUCUCCUACCAUUUAUACACAGCAAACUGCAUUGGCAGCAGCAGGCCUUACCACACAAACCCCAACAAACUAUCAGUUAACUCAAACUGCAGCACUGCAGCAACAAGCUGCAGCUGCAGCAGCUGCAUUGCAACAGCAAUAUUCACAACCUCAGCAGGCCUUGUAUAGUGUGCAGCAACAGUUACAGCAACCUCAGCAGACCCUUUUAACACAGCCAGCUGUUGCACUGCCUACAAGCCUUAGUCUGUCUACUCCUCAGCCUGCAGCACAGAUAACUGUAUCAUAUCCAACACCAAGGUCCAGUCAGCAACAAACCCAACCUCAGAAACAGCGUGUUUUUACAGGCGUGGUUACAAAACUACACGAUACAUUUGGAUUCGUGGAUGAAGAUGUAUUCUUUCAACUUAGUGCCGUCAAAGGGAAAACCCCCCAAGUGGGUGACAGGGUAUUAGUUGAAGCUACGUAUAAUCCUAAUAUGCCUUUUAAGUGGAAUGCACAAAGAAUUCAAACACUACCAAAUCAGAAUCAGUCCCAAACCCAACCUUUACUGAAGACUCCUCCUGCUGUACUUCAGCCAAUUGCACCACAGACAACAUUUGGUGUUCAGGCUCAGCCUCAGCCCCAGUCACUGCUACAGGCACAGAUUUCAGCAGCUUCUAUUACACCACUGUUGCAGACUCAGCCGCAGCCUUUAUUACAGCAGCCACAGCAGAAAGCUGGUUUAUUGCAGCCUCCUGUCCGUAUAGUUUCACAGCCACAACCGGCACGCCGGUUAGAUCCACCAUCCAGAUUUUCAGGAAGGAAUGACAGAGGAGAUCAAGUGCCUAACAGAAAAGAUGACCGAAGUCGUGAAAGGGAGAGAGAAAGACGUAGAUCCAGAGAAAGAUCUCCUCAGAGAAAACGUUCCCGGGAGAGAUCUCCUCGAAGAGAGAGAGAACGAUCACCUCGGAGAGUUCGCCGUGUUGUUCCACGUUACACAGUUCAGUUUUCAAAGUUUUCUUUAGAUUGUCCUAGUUGUGACAUGAUGGAACUAAGGCGCCGUUAUCAGAAUUUAUAUAUACCUAGUGACUUUUUUGAUGCUCAGUUUACAUGGGUGGAUGCUUUCCCUUUGUCAAGACCAUUUCAGCUGGGAAAUUACUGCAAUUUCUAUGUAAUGCACAGAGAAGUAGAGUCCUUAGAAAAAAACAUGGCCAUUCUUGAUCCACCAGAUGCUGACCACUUAUACAGCGCAAAGGUAAUGCUGAUGGCUAGCCCUAGUAUGGAAGAUUUGUAUCAUAAGUCAUGUGCUCUUGCUGAAGACCCACAAGAACUUCGAGAUGGAUUUCAACAUCCUGCUAGACUUGUUAAGUUUUUAGUGGGCAUGAAAGGCAAGGAUGAAGCCAUGGCCAUUGGAGGCCACUGGUCUCCUUCGUUGGAUGGACCAGACCCAGAAAAAGACCCCUCUGUGUUGAUUAAGACUGCUAUUCGUUGUUGUAAGGCUCUGACAGGCAUUGAUCUAAGUGUAUGCACACAAUGGUACCGUUUUGCAGAGAUUCGCUACCAUCGCCCUGAGGAGACCCACAAGGGGCGUACAGUUCCAGCUCAUGUGGAGACAGUGGUUUUAUUUUUCCCGGAUGUUUGGCAUUGCCUUCCCACCCGCUCAGAGUGGGAAACCCUCUCCCGAGGAUACAAGCAGCAGCUGGUCGAGAAGCUUCAGGGUGAACGCAAGGAGGCUGAUGGAGAACAGGAUGAAGAAGAGAAGGAUGAUGGUGAAGCUAAAGAAAUUUCCACUCCUACCCAUUGGUCUAAACUUGAUCCAAAGACAAUGAAGGUAAAUGAUCUCCGAAAGGAAUUAGAAAGUCGAGCCCUUAGUUCCAAAGGGUUAAAAUCCCAGUUAAUAGCCCGCCUGACAAAACAACUUAAAGUAGAAGAGCAAAAAGAAGAACAAAAGGAAUUAGAGAAAUCUGAAAAAGAAGAUGAAGAGGAGGAUGAUAGGAAAUCUGAAGAUGAUAAAGAGAUCCAUCAGACCACCACCCCAUUGCCUCUUUCUACUUUCUCCCCAACACAGACACCAGAAGAAGAAAGAAAACGUCAAGAAGAAAUGGAACGCCAGCGUCGAGAAAGAAGAUAUAUUUUGCCUGACGAACCAGCCAUUAUUGUACAUCCAAAUUGGGCUGCAAAAAGUGGCAAGUUUGAUUGUAGCAUCAUGUCUUUGAGUGUACUUUUGGACUACAGAUUAGAGGAUAAUAAAGAACAUUCAUUUGAGGUGUCAUUGUUUGCAGAACUUUUCAAUGAAAUGCUUCAAAGAGAUUUUGGUGUCAGAAUAUACAAAUCAUUAUUAUCUCUUCCUGAGAAAGAGGACAAAAAGGAAAAGGAAAAGAAAAGUAAAAAAGAUGAGAGAAAAGAUAAAAAAGAAGAAAGAGAUGAUGAAACUGAUGAGCCAAAACCCAAACGGAGAAAAUCAGGCGAUGAUAAAGAUAAAAAAGAAGAUAGAGAUGAAAGGAAGAAAGAUGAUAAAAGAAAAGAUGAUUCUAAAGAUGAUGAUGAAACUGAAGAAGAUAAUAAUCAGGAUGAGUAUGAUCCAAUGGAAGCUGAAGAAGCUGAGGAUGAAGAAGAUGAUCGAGAUGAGGAAGAAAUAAACAAACGAGAUGACAAAAGAGACAUCAACAGGUACUGCAAGGAGAGGCCCUCUAAAGAUAAGGAAAAAGAAAAGACUCAGAUGAUCACAAUUAACAGAGAUCUGUUAAUGGCAUUUGUUUAUUUUGAUCAAAGCCAUUGUGGUUACCUUCUUGAAAAGGAUUUGGAAGAAAUACUUUAUACUCUUGGACUACAUCUUUCUCGGGCUCAGGUAAAGAAGCUUCUUAAUAAAGUAGUACUUCGUGAAUCUUGCUUUUACCGUAAACUAACAGACACCUCAAAAGAUGAAGAAAACCAUGAAGAGUCUGAAGCAUUACAUGAAGAUAUGCUAGGAAACAGGUUAUUACUUCCAACACCAACAGUGAAACAGGAAUCCAAGGAUGUGGAAGAAAAUGUUGGCCUGAUUGUGUAUAAUGGUGCAAUGGUAGAUGUAGGAAGCCUCUUGCAAAAAUUGGAAAAGAGUGAAAAAGUAAGAGCUGAAGUAGAACAGAAGCUACAGUUACUAGAAGAAAAAACAGAUGAAGAUGAAAAGACCAUAUUAAAUUUGGAAAAUUCCAACAAAAGCCUCUCUGGUGAACUCAGAGAAGUUAAAAAGGACCUUAGUCAGUUACAAGACAACUUAAAGAUUUCAGAAAACAUGAAUUUGCAAUUUGAAAACCAACUGAAUAAGACAAUCAGAAACUUAUCCACAGUAAUGGAUGAAAUCCACACUGUUCUCAAGAAGGAUAAUGUGAAGAGUGACAAUAAAGAUCAGAAAUCCAAGGAGAAUGGCGCAAGUGUAUAAUACACGUAGUGAUGAGGAAUGGUGUUAAAUAAUGUAAUAUAAAAAAAUCAUGAUACAAGAAUGUUUGAAAGUGAUGCAUGUUUGAUUUUAGUAGUAUAAAUAUCUGUUAGUUCAAAUGAUGUAUAAAGUUUUAUGAAUGUGAGAGUCUCUGCUUUUGAAAAUUGCUUGUAAUUCCUGGCAUUGAAAUUAUAAAACACUCCUUGAGUGAAAUAAUUUUGCAUUGCAAAAUGUUUUAGGAUGAACUUUGUUAUAGUUUUAACCCCAAUAAAGUUCAUCAGUUUAAUUGACAAUAGUAUUUAAUUACCAAAUGUCUUUUAUUAAAAUACCUAGAAAAUUGUA